UUCCUGCUUCAAGAUGGAUUGAAACCGGAAGUGGAGCCAUUUGAAAAAGUUUUUUCGAUAAGGAGUUUGAUUUAGGCAUUUCAUUGUAAUUCAUGAAUCUCUUCAUAAGGAAACCGUAAGGUCAUAUUUGUUUUCCGCAUUGGAGCUGCAAUAUAAUUGCUCAGCUUUGCUUAUUUAAGGUAAUACUCAGACUUGUGUUGUGUUACUGGAUCUGGCUUUUCCCUAGAUCAUGCAUGUAUUUGCAACACAAAGAGGAACCAAUUGCUCUUAAUGAUUAUAGACGGGCCCCAUCGGUGCUUUUAUGAUCCUGUAUUUUAAACGUGAUCAUUUACUUUGUUACUAGUUACUUUUGUUACUUUUAUUUUGAAGUUUGUAACCGGAUAUAGUCCCCUUAUAUUUCUGUGCAGCUUGACACGCAAACGCCGAUGGACUGUGUGCUGUAGGUGAGGGUUGAUAGUUGAUUUAAAAUGACCGAAAUGACCGAAAUGCAGCUGCUGAGGCUGUUCAUCAGUGAGCGGCUGAGUGCGGCUGCAGAGGAGAUCUUCGCAGCGGUGCAGAGGACGGUAACAGAGCGCGAGGAGGAAGCUGCUCGCCCCCAUCAAGACGGUGACCAACAUGGACUUAAUCUUGAAGUGCAUUCUCACAGUGGAGACACGCCGCAGGUCUUUGUCUGUGCACAUGAGCACAAACACGAGUGGAGUCCUGAAAGCUACCACAACAACCCAAGUGUGGGCCAGGAGGACUGUGUCCUGCUGGUCCCAGAGCCUCCAGAAAUCAAACAGGAAGAGCCAUGGAGCAGUCCAGAGGGACAACAGCUACCAGAUAUGGAGGACUGUGAAACCAGCAAUCUAAAAGUGACACCCACAUGCGUUUACGCAGACAUGACUGAGUUCCAAACUCAUGACACAGGAAAUGAAGACAAAAAGCCUGUACCUAACACCUCCUCUGACUACAGAAAGAUUGACGGAAACGCUCAGUCAUGCAGUGAAUGUUGGACUCUUUUGCCAGAUUGUUCUGUAACUCUGAGUAACUUGGGGCCUGAGUUGGAUUUAGCAACACUGGCGGGCUACAGUAUCAGUAAUGCCCACACGAAGAGCCCUACAGGGAGAAACCAGCUGACUAAAGGUUGUGAAUCACACAGCCCAACUUCACCAAAUAAAGAGACAAAGAGAAUAAGCAAAUCCUACUGCUGUCGUUUCUGUGGCAAAGAAUUCAGCCAGAGCACACAUCUGGCCACACACACUCAAAUCCACACCGGUGAGAAACUGUUUGCCUGUGAGGUGUGUGGUAAAGAGUUUCGACAUGGCAACAGUUUGACUGUGCACAUGAGGAUUCACUCAGAGGAGAAGCCAUACCGUUGCAGGAUUUGUGGAAAAGAGUUCCGUCAUGUGGGCAACUUGAACGUACAUACGAGAAUCCAUACAGGAGAGAAACCCUACACGUGCACAGUGUGUGGAAAGAAGUUCAGUCGCAAUAAUUUGAUGACGAAACACAUGGCUGUACACACGGGUGAAAUGAGUUUAGGCUUGAAGAGUGUGUUAAGAAGAGGUUCAUUUGGCAUGACUUCAUGAGAAUGAAGUGAAAUAUCCAGUUUUCUGCAGGACAAAAGGCAAAUCUGCCCUUACUGUAUAACUUUGUAAUUAAAUAUAAUAUAUUGUAAUAGGAA
This is a messenger RNA of Cottoperca gobio, 1666 nucleotides long. Its product is annotated as zinc finger and SCAN domain-containing protein 21-like. The transcript has 2 exons. The coding region runs from base 468 to 1571 and encodes 367 amino acids. Gene Ontology annotation, biological process: regulation of transcription by RNA polymerase II. The record is from RefSeq and is a predicted model, not a curated record. Gene Ontology annotation, molecular function: RNA polymerase II cis-regulatory region sequence-specific DNA binding; DNA-binding transcription factor activity, RNA polymerase II-specific. Lineage: Eukaryota; Metazoa; Chordata; Actinopteri; Perciformes; Bovichtidae.